Amphibalanus amphitrite is the source of this 2053-nucleotide messenger RNA. Its product is annotated as protein SHQ1 homolog. Gene Ontology annotation, biological process: box H/ACA snoRNP assembly. The record is from RefSeq and is a predicted model, not a curated record. Lineage: Eukaryota; Metazoa; Arthropoda; Thecostraca; Balanomorpha; Balanidae. The coding region runs from base 86 to 1630 and encodes 514 amino acids. Gene Ontology annotation, cellular component: nucleoplasm; cytoplasm. The transcript has a single exon.
GUGUGGUGAAAUGUGGAUGAAUUGAAUCAUCCAUUCUCUAUUUUUGUUCAAAUUAAGGCUUUAACUCAUCAGAAGGACGCUGAAAAUGCUGACGCCAAGAUUCACCGUGUCUCAAGAGGAGGAUGUCGUCAUUAUAGAAAUUGAAGCACCUUUUGCCCAUGUGAAGGAUACUGAGGUUUUUAUGGAGGGGAACUUGUUCACUUUCCACUCAUCGCCUUACUACCUGAGGCUCCACUUUUCUGGAUGCAUUGUUGAAAAUGAGAAAGCAUCUGCCAAAUUUGUUGCUGAUAAAAGGGGUUUUGUUGUUCAUGCUCCGAAAGUCAACAGUGGAGAACACUUUGAAAAUUUGGACAUGUUGACUUCGCUGCUUUUGCCAAAGGGAGAAAGAAAUGUUCAUAAGAACAUUGAGGAGAUAUAUGCUGAAGUGGAAAAUGAUGAAGACGAUGUUGGAACAGAUAUUGAUUGGUUUGUGUCCCAAGAAAUGCCUGGCGAGGAUGUAGUUUCAUGCGGAUCAAGAUAUGGAUUCGCGAACAAGCACCUGGGAGUGUUCACACACCUUCAGUCAGAGCUAAGUGAAGUUGUUGAUGUUCAAGACCCAGAUAACAAAAGUGCAGUGCAGAGAUCAGCAGAGAGGAAAAGCCAAGAGCAAAAGGACUUUGAUGAUAACCAUUACCUUGCUGAUAUGUUCGAAGAAGAUGAAUCGCUAGCUCAUGUGUUUGACAUGAAAUCUCCAGCACUGUUUGGUCAAAAUGACCUGGACCAGGAGCAAAAGGAUCUGAUGCUAAACUUGAAGCCAAAGUUCUUCAAACUGGGCCCAUCAGAAAUGAGAGAAGCUGGACUAGCUCUUGUUGAUGUGAUGUUUGCUUUCUGCUAUGAUCGAAGGACUACAGGAGGUGAUGGGAGCGUUGAAUCAGGCUGGUGCAUCAGCAAGCUGAGCUCCAGUCUUUCCUGGCUGGAGAGACACACAAGUCUCAAAGAAACAGUGGUAACAUGUAUGAGAAGAAGCCUGUGCUACCCACUAUACAGGAACUGGAGGCUAUCCUGCCAGGUCCUUGAUGAUCUGCGCUGGCUGUUCCGGGCAGGCAGAAAGCAUCUGGUGAAAGCACUGCUGCAGGUCCAUCAGAUGCUGCUGGAGAGUGAGCCACGCUACAUCCUCAACCAGCUGUACAUAGACGACAUGUGCAUGUGGCUGCAGCAGGUGGACGAGCCGGUCAUCUCUGGCCUGUCCGACGCUCUGCAGGCCCUGACUGUGACAAAGGAGGAUGUCGGCCUGGACCUGGUGGAGCUGGAGGCUGCAGCAGGCCUGGUGCUAGCUGAAACACAGUCACAGCAGAAGGACCUGGCUGAUACAAUGGGUGGCCUGGCUCUGGAUAGUGAUGACAGUGAUGACAGUGAGGACAGUGAGAGCAGCUCUGACAGUGAUGAUGACAGCAGCAGCAGUGACAGUGAAGAGACUGAUAGUGAGGAGGACACUGAUACAGACAGUGAAGAUGACACUAAGUCAAAGGGUGAACAUGGAACCAGUGCCAGGAGUGAACAUGGUGAUGACAUGAAGGGUGGACAUGGUGAUGCCAACAGUGAAAACGAAACUGAUGGUAAAGGUGAAUGUAUCUCUGGCGAUGACAGGUGAUGCGUGAUAGCUGGAAAGGGUGUAAUGAGGUGUUAAUUCAUUGUAAGACUAGGUCAUAGAUAUACAUCUAGUUCUACAUCUAGUAGAAAAAGCUGACAUUUCGAAAAGCUUUGGUGUUGUGGAGUGUGUCGGUCUGUCGUUGGUGUGAUGAGUAUUGAGCGCGGAGAAUAGUUCGUAUGGAUAUUUUGUGGUCAUAUGUCGGCGAUCAUCAUAUCCAUAGUCGUUUGUGAAGCAUUUUGUCCCUUUUAUGAAUGUUUGCGCUAUGUUUGCGAUGUCCUAUUUUGCCUUUAUAUGUGAGUUCUUGCGGUACGUCCGGGCCGAUGCCGAAUCGGUUCGAAGCCAAGGAUCGUGUUUGAUGUGCAGUGCACGCCAUACCUGGAGAAUCACUUCAAACUGGUAUACAAUACAGUGAACAAUCCAGUG